Molecule: messenger RNA, 3316 nt
Organism: Biomphalaria glabrata
Lineage: Eukaryota; Metazoa; Mollusca; Gastropoda; Planorbidae
Product: helicase POLQ-like
Exons: 20
Coding region: 288-3281 (997 amino acids)
Molecular function (GO): nucleic acid binding; ATP binding
Source: RefSeq, a predicted model, not a curated record
UAGUUAGUUUCUCAAAUUAGUUUCUAGGUUGUUUAUGCAAAAGUUUGUAAUUUUUAAUAUAAAUAUUAAUAUCUCUACAUGUCAGUGAUAUUGACCUAUAUAGAUCUAAAUCCUGAGUAUGUUUAGAUUCUAGAACCAAAUUUGAAUAAGUGAAAGACUUUCACCUACAGAUUGUUGUAUGAGGCUCUGUACAGUGAUGUUUUUUCAAUGAAGUUAGGGUUCGCAAGCACCAAACAGUGCAAAUUAAUGUGGUUAUUUAUUAACUGAAGUUUAAGGGAAAAUCAACAAUGUUUGUAAGUCCUAUGUCUACCAAAGCAAAAUAUAGAAAAAGAGCCUAUGAACAAUCCAAUGCUGACCCAGUUCAGAGUCUAUCCAAUAGUGUCAGUGCCAUAGAGAAUCCCCACAAAAAGAGUAUUCCUUGCACUGCUACUAACACUGAAACUCAUUCUAUUAAAAAGAAUGGUUGUUCUGAAGAAGUUGACAUUUGGUCUAUGAAACAAAAUAACUGUGAUACUAUUUAUUUAUCUGAUGAGUCAGAUCUUUUUGAGGAUGAUCAAGAUUGUUUAAUAGAGAAAUUUACUGGCAUGAAAUAUGAAUUAACUUCUGAUGUAACCUCAGAAUCAUGUAGAAAUGACAGUAAAAAUAAAAAUAUCUCCCAAAUAGAGUCAUCUAUAAAAACAUGUAAUGCAUCUCCUAGAAUCAGCGGUGAGAACAUUGAUGUUCAUGAUAGCAAUAACUCUUCCGAAAUGAAAGCAAAUGCUUCCUUAAUCAAUAAAACUGUUUCACUUAAAGAAAAGUUAAAAAACAAAUUGAAGCAGAAUGCUGCUACGACAACUUUCUUUCUAGAUAAAGAAGAGGAAAUGAAAGAAAAAGCUUUGCAACAGGCACGCAUUGAAGCUUCUCAAAUCAGGAAAGAAGGAACCAGUGUAGAUAUAGGAUCAUUUUUUGGUCUGCCUUCCAAAGUAAAACAGUUAUUUGAGACCAAUCGUGGAAUAACAAAACUUUAUGAUUGGCAAGUGGAGUGUUUACAAUUAAAGGCUGUGCAGGAACGUAAAAAUCUUAUUUACAGUCUCCCUACUAGUGGUGGCAAAACUCUGGUGGCUGAAAUUCUCAUCAUGAAAGAAUUGCUAUGUUACCAAAGAGACUGUAUGCUGAUUCUUCCCUUUGUGUCUAUAGUGCAAGAGAAGGUUCAAAUAAUUUCAGAAUUCGCUAAUGAACUAGACUUUAUUGUGGAAGAAUAUGCUGGCAGUAAGGGCAGAUUCCCUCCUACAAAAAGACAAAAGAAAAAAUCUUUGUACAUAGCAACGAUUGAGAAAGCUCAUUCCAUAGUGAAUAGCUUAAUUGAAUCCAACAGGAUAGAUUGCCUUGGCCUUGUUGUGGUGGAUGAGUUACACAUGAUUGGAGAAGGCAACUCAAGAGGAGCAACAUUAGAAUCAACUUUAUUGAAAAUUUUAACUGUUAAAUGUGCUACUCAAAUCAUAGGAAUGAGUGCAACAUUAAAUAAUAUCAAAGAUUUACAAACAUUUCUUCAAGCUGAAGUCUAUUCCAAUGAUUUUAGGCCAGUCACAUUACAAGAGUAUGUCAAAGUUGAAGACAAUAUUUUUAAAGUGAACUCAAAAGCACUAGAUGAAGACGGUUUCUUAGUGCAUGAAAGGAUUCUCACAUUCCCUUAUACAAAAGAAAUCACACAGGAAGAUCCAGACCAUUUGCUUGGUCUUGUGACAGAAGUCAUUCCAGAGAAAUCAUGCUUAAUUUUUUGCGCAACAAAGAAAAAUUGUGAAAAUGUUGCACUCCUAUUGAGCAAACUAAUGUGCAACCAUCAAAGGCAUUUAUUGGAAGUCAACAAAGACAAGAGACGUCAGUUGUUGAGAGAACUCCAGCAGGAUGGGCAGGGUAAACUAUGCCCUGUCUUAGAAUACACUGUCCACUUUGGCAUUGCUUAUCAUCACAGUGGGCUGACAAUGGAUGAAAGACGUCUAAUUGAAGAAGCCUAUACCAGUGGUGUUCUGUGUUUGCUUACUUGUACCUCCACACUUGCUGCAGGUGUAAAUCUACCAGCCAAAAGAGUCAUUUUGAGAAGUCCAUAUAUUGGGAACAGUUUUAUAAAGUUCAACCAAUACAAGCAAAUGAUUGGCAGGGCAGGCCGAGCUGGAAUUGAUACCUCAGGGGAGAGUAUUCUUAUUAUUAAUAGCAAAGACAAGAUGAAAGUAAAAAAAUUAUUAGAAUCUCCUCAAGAUCGUUGUCACAGUAGUCUGGGUUAUGAAUCUGGUAAAGGAAUCAAAUUUUUUUUACUGUCAGCCAUUGGCUUGAAGAUAGUUUCAACAACUAAGGAAGCUUUUGAAGUCAUGAAGAAGUCUUUAUUACACAUUCAGUCAUCGGAACUUGACAUUGAAAUCAACUCAGCCACAGCUGAAGCCCUGCAGUUCUUAGUUGACACAAAACUUGUUGCUCAAACCAAGAGUUUAGAUAAUGUUACCCUAGAGGAAAUAUUUAGCUUACAAGUUACUCAGUUGGGAAAAGCAACUUUCAAAGGUUCUAUAGAUCAUGCUAUUAGUUGUAGACUGUAUGAAGAUCUGAGUCAAGCAAAAGAAUCUUUAAACUUAACAAGUCAUCUUCACUUGAUCUACCUAGUCACACCAUAUGACCAGGCAGGGGUCAUAACUCCUGAUUGGACUAUUUAUUUUAAACAGUUUUGUAAAUUAUCUGAUUUAGAAAUGAAAGCUGCAGAGAUCAUUGGUGUACCAGAAAGUUAUAUUGGAUUAAAAGCUUCUGGACAAACCUCUAGGAGGAAAGUUUGUCAAACAACUUUGCACAGAUUUUAUCUUGCCCUGAUGUUGUGGCAGUUAUGGAAUCAGAAAUCUAUUUGGGAAGUUGCCACAAAUUUUUCUCAAACUCGUGGAUUUCUUCAAAACUUACUGUCCCAGUCAGCUUCCUUUGCUUCCUGUGUAUUUCAUUUCUGUCAGGAGCUUGAGGAUUUGUGGGCUUAUCAAGAUUUGCUCAGCAAUUUUGUGAAAAAAUUAGCUUAUUGUGUCACAUCUGAAUUAUUGCCCCUAAUGGAGGUACCUGGCAUAAAACUUGCUAGAGCCAAGCAGCUUUAUGCUGCUGGCUAUCAAAAUGUGACCCUCAUAGCUGCAGCAGACAUACCACAUCUAACAGCCUGUGUUCCCUAUCUUUCUAAGCGGAGUGCUAAACAAAUUAUAUCAGCAGCCAAGAAUGUUGUGGAAGAGAAGAAAGCUGCCUUGCUGGAAGAGGUGGAAACAUUAGUCAUUGUAUCUACAUAACAAUUGGUCUUUUAGUAAAUUGUGGAAUUACACAA